Clonostachys solani is the source of this 816-nucleotide messenger RNA. NCBI's taxonomy places the organism in Eukaryota, Fungi, Ascomycota, Sordariomycetes, Hypocreales, Bionectriaceae. The record is from the annotation of a GenBank genome assembly.
AUGGUCGAUUCAAUCUCGGUCGCGAAGCUUGUGGUAUACAUCAUACUGCUUCCGCCUGCUCUGUUUGUGUUAUGGAGGCAUGGAAAGCCAGGGUUUCUUGGCUGGUUCUUCGUCCAGUGCUUUUGCAUUCUCCGCAUUGUCACCGGGGCUAUAGGGCUAAGUGGAAUAUCCAGCAACUCCGCAACAGCCACGAUCCUCAACAGUAUUGGUCUCUCUCCCCUCCUUUUGGCGGGGGCGGGCAUUUUGAUAGAAGCACGAAAAGCUACAAAUCCCAGAGUCAACAGGAAGAUGGAGAGGUUAAUGGACAUUUCCUUUCACGCGCUGGUCAUUCUUGCAACGGUCUUGUCUAUCAUUGCCAUCCUCAAAUUACAAGAAUUACAAAUCAUUGAUAGCAUGAAGGCUAUGCUGAAGGCAAGUUCUGCUUUAUCUGCCCUGGCAUGGGCUGCCUUGGUGACCUGGACUGUAUGCUCUUUGGUCUCGCUGCACGGAUCCGGCUCUCAAAUGGAGAUACUUACAGCCCGCGCGGGCAAAACGCUACUCCUUGGCUUAGUUAUUGCAGUAAGCAUUCUCGUCAUCCGCUUGGCCUACGGCAUCGCUUCGCUGCAAAUGCGAGUAUCGGACCCGGCUUCCAGCUUUCCAUCAAACACAACUGCACAGAUUCUUUUAAUGAUCAUCCCAGAAAUACUCGUCACUAUGUCCUACAUCAUCAGUGGCAUCCUGACGGUCUCUCUGAAUGCAGACUUGAAGAAGACAAAACUGCUCUACGCUAGAGCGUCGUCAGAGCUUUCUCAUGAUCUCGGAGCCAACAUUGCCUAA